ACGUUCGAGUCGAAGUCUCCAAAACUGCUGUCUAGUUAGGCAGCUCGGUAGAAUUUGACACAUCCUCCAUGAGGCUUUGAGCGGGGUCCUCGUUCGUUCACACACAGGAAGGCGAGAGAGCUGUUAGCUAGCACAGACAUCGGACAACUGUAAACAACUCACUUUAUAAACCUCACAACUCAAAAAAGACUGGACGCUUACUUGAGCAACCAUUUGCAUGCCUUUUAAAAGUUGUUUUAAAAAGCGUGUUUGGCUGUUGAUGUCUGUACUGUUGUACGAAUAGGACAGGCUUGCGUUAUUUACAAAACUGGCAUGCAAGCUGCUAGUCAAGCGCGCACCCGACAGCACAGCUAAGCUUCUGUCAGUACGGGCUGCUUUGCUUGUUUCAUGAAAACUCUCGCGCCCAUUUUUAUAACUUAACACAUGACAGAAAUGUCAUAUUAUGUGUUACGGAGUGAAACGGGACGAAUUUAACUGUGAAGAAUGUUUCAAAUGGAUUAUUAGCUUGUCGAAGGUUUGUUUUCUUAGUUAGCAUAUAAGCUAAAGCUAGCUUCGUACAACCUCGCUCGAAAAGCUAACUUCUCUGCAAUUGCAUGACUUAUUUAAGUAAUGACAGUAACAUAUAUGCUAUGGUUUAAAUACUAUUCUCUGUACAAGUUUAUAAAAUCAUUGUAUGUGAUUGACAAGCUAGCUAGACUUGACUUGCUAAAAGUAAUUUGAAAUUGUGUCAGAGACAGUUAUGGUAAAAUGCUAAAAGGAAAGGUGCUAAAGUUUUCCUAAACAUACCACAAAGUGUUUGAGUUGGUGGACUGGUAACUUAAUAUGGAAGGUCCUACAAGUGUCAGUAUGGUACAGGUAAAGAUACUGAUGGAGACUCUUAACACCCAACAACUGCAGAGAUGAAUUAACCAGGAAUCAAAUGGUUUUUAAAGUCCUCAAACAUGGGUGAUAUGAAGACCCCUGAUUUUGAUGAUCUUUUGGCCGCCUUUGACAUCCCUGAUGCGACCAGUUUGGGUGUCAAAGAGGCCAUACAGGAGCAUCAUGAUGAGGGAGAGGGACAUCUAAAGCACUCGGACAUGUGUAUGGAUGCCACAGCUUUGAUCCCUCACCCCACAACAGAUGCCCCUGCUGUCAGUGUUAUAGUAAAAAACACCAGCCGCCAAGACUCUUAUGAACAUCUUGUGGAGAAAGAGGGCUCACAUUUGGGACACCUUUUGCAAAAUGGGUUCAAAUCUUCUGCAGGCUCACUAGAGGCGCAUCAUACUGAGACUCAUCCCAUCAGUUAUCCAAAGCUGGAUACAGCUUCUGUCAAUGGAAACUGUCCAGAACGUUUCUCGGAAAAGAGCCCUGAAAAAAAUCCCACUAUGUUAAGGGCAGUUCCUCAGUUUAGCCCCAUAUCUAGUCCAGAGUCUGAAGAUGUUCAGAGCAAUGGAAUUGUUGACCAUCCAAAAUCUCCAUACUUCCCAAAUGAUUCACUGUUUACAUCUUCACCUUUUCCUAUGUUAGACAGUCAUGGAAAAUUACAAGCUUGCAGUCAGACGUACAAGUCCCAUGAAAGACAUCUUGGUUCUAAAAAUAUGGAUGAUGUCAAGAAUAAUGAUGACUCCUCUUUCAGAGAGAGUUUUAAAGAUGAUAAAGAUAAAAUAGAAACAUGUUUUGAUUCAGUCCCUAAGAAAGACAACACUGAAGAUUUUGGAACAAAUGCGUGUCCAACCCCCGAGACAAACAUUUCUUCUUCUCGCACGUGUGUCAAAGCUUAUACCUCUAGGUUGUCUUCUUGUUUAGAUGCAUUAGCAUCCCUAAAUGCUAAAAGGGAUCCAAGUGAGCAAAGUAAUUCAGUAACCUCAAAAGAUCCAAUAAAAUUUAGUCCAAAAAUACCCAUAUCACCAAGGAGCCCCAGGAGUCCUCUUGAGGUGGUGAAACGUUUCGCAAGACAGCCUGACAGCCCCAUGAGCAUAUGCAGUGAUAGCAGCGGUAAAGCGUCUCCAGCUGUUGCUACCGGCUCACCUCCGGCAAUACCAAGAGUCAGAAUAAAGACAAUCAAAACCUCAUCUGGAGAAAUCAAACGUACUGUCACAAGCAUAUUACCGGACUCUGAAACUGAAGAUUUCCAGUCACCUUUUGGAUCAUCUCCAAUAUCUCAGUCCUCAGUUGAAGAUGCCUUCUCUAAAACAUUGCCUGUGUAUCGUUCAAAUGAAAUCAUUUCUGAGGUCAUUUUUGAAGAUGGAAAGCAGGAGGCCUCAAAGACGGCUUUAUUGGGUAGCAAACCGGUAAGGAGCGCAAAGAAACCUCAAUCCCAAAAUAAUGAUCAUGUAUUAAAAACAACACAAGGAGGGAAUAAGCAGAGGAAGGCCAAUGCUGCUCAGAUGGGUUCUUUGGCUAAUACAAAUUACCUUCCAAAAGCAUUACACUUAGCUAACCUAAAUCUAGUCCCUCACAGUGUGGCUGCUUCAGUUACAGCAAGAUCUUCCAGCAACAGACAAGACCGCUCUCGGUUAUCAUCUUCAGCGGUUUGCAGUUCUGUACCCUUAGUGCACCAAGUCAAAAAAGUCUCCCCAAACGCACGGGCUGUUACCCCGAAUACUGCAGCUGGAACUUUAAACAGACUAUUGAAUUAUUCGAACCCCGUGCCAACAUACGUUCCUGACCUGAGUCCACCACCGGGCAGCAAUAUCAAGCUUCCACCACAAGGCUAUUGCUGCCUAGAAUGUGGAGACGCCUUUGGGCUGGAAAAGAGUCUCGCUUACCAUUAUAGUCGGAGGAGCGUGCAUAUUGAAGUAGCAUGUACCCACUGCUCUAAAACAUUGGUGUUUUUUAACAAAUGUGCUCUUCUGGCACAUGCUCGAGAUCACAAGAACAAAGGCAUGGUGAUGCAGUGCACUCAGUUGUUCAUGAAGCCCAUUGAUGUUGAGCAGAUGUUGGUGCCCACCAAGCCUGUGCAGUCGAAGAAUCAGAUACCCUGUGAGAACAACAGAACAGAAUCAUCAAAAAACCAAGUGGUCUUGCCUCUUUAUUCUGACAGAGUUAUUAGACAUGGGUUCAAAUGCCUGGAUUGCAAUAAACAAAUGUCAGACACGACUUCACUUGCAGGACACUAUCAAAGAAUAUCAGUGGAUUCUGAAGGUCUGAUGUGCAAGGUUUGCUCAAUGCUGCUACCAAACAAAUGCAGCUACAUGGCUCAUCAGCGCAUUCACACACAUAAAUCCCCUUAUUGCUGCCCUGAGUGUGGGGCACUCAGUCGUUCUGUGGAUAUCCAAAAGCAUGUAAAGGAGAAUUGUCUUCACUAUGCCCGCAAAAUCGGGUACUCGUGUCUGCAUUGUGAAAUGCUUUUCAUGUCACUGUCCCUCUUGAAGAGUCACAUUGAGGACAAACAUUGUCAGGUCUUCUAUAAAUGUACCAUCUGUCCUGUAGCCUUCAAAUCUUCUGAUGGCUGUCUGGCACACGUGAAAAGCAAGCAUGGUGGCAGUGAACCUGACCAUCAGGUGAUCUGCAAGUGUUCCUGUGAAACAGUCUUUAAGAGAAAACAGCUGUUGUAUCAACAUUGCCAUCAUCGUAUUUCUGUGUUCAAGUGUCCAAAGUGCACAUCAUUUUUCCCAGAGAAGAUACUUCUGGCGCAACAUUUCAAGGGUGUUCAUGUUAAAGUUCUCAAAGGUGAAGCAGAGAAAAGCCAAACAGAGACAACAUCUUUCUGUGAUACAGUGUCAUCACAAAACCUUCAACCAAGGUCCACCAAACCUGCUAAUGAGGCCUGCAUUAAAGUAAGAGACAGCUCUGCUGCACGGAGGUCAAAUAGUGGACAUAGUGUGAAGAACGCUGGUUGGACCUGUGCACAAUGUCUACUGUGGGUCGCUGACAGAGAGGCCUACAUCAGUCAUAUGAAGACCAGCCAUGGAAGGUCUGUAAAGAAACAUCCAUGUCGACUGUGUGAAAGAUCCUUCAAUUCACCCUUGAGUCUUAGACGACACGUUCGCAGUGACCAUGAUGGAAAAAAGAAAGUUUAUACAUGCUGGUACUGCACAAAUGAGAACAUAACCUUUACUAAACACUCUAUGCUGAAGAAUCACAUUAGCUUGAUGCAUGGAAUCAAGAAUCCAGAUUUCAGCCAGAUGGCAAAGUUGGCAUCUCAGGAGGUGGGAAAAACUACAAGCGAGAGGCUGAAAAGAAGAGCAGAGGAAGCCAAUGGAAAGACAGCAAAAGAAGGAACAUCAUAUUGUUCUCCUGCCAAGCGUCCUAAGCCACUUUAUCGCUGUGCCAAAUGUGGCUUUACCUCAGAAGACCAAGCGCAGUUUCAGGAGCACAUACCUCAACACAGAACCGACAGUGACACGCCCCAGUGCCGGUAUUGCGGCCUUUGUUUCACAUCUCAGCAAGCGCUCAGCAGGCAUCUCUUCAUUGUGCAUAAGGUCAAAGAACAAGAGGAGCAGCAGGACUCUAAAAAUGAGGUAGCAAAUCGAAAAGGACUAAACUCAACUGACUUGAGAGGUGGAAGAAAACUUGUACCUCUUUUGCCAAAAUUAACUCUCCUGUCCACAGAGGGAGACCACAGUAAGUCUGUGACCCUUGAGUCCAUAGACCGUGCUUACAGCAACACACAGACAUCAGAAACAAAGAAAGAAAAGACCUGAAAAACAGAACACUUUACAUGGAAAGCUGCUAAUCAACGUGAUUGCAAACAAUGAUGGGCAGACAUGCCUUUUAGCUGAAUAUGCAGCUAAUAAAUGUGGUACAGCAAACAUGUUGCCUUACAGUGAAAUAUUAUAUCUCAUAAAAAUAUUAUAAACAGACUUAUAUUCAGAAUUUCAUUGCAUUAACAUAAAACUGUUGGAUACAUGCAA
This is a messenger RNA of Misgurnus anguillicaudatus (oriental weatherfish), 4835 nucleotides long. It is a transcript of the gene znf592, whose product is annotated as zinc finger protein 592. The record is from RefSeq and is a predicted model, not a curated record. Lineage: Eukaryota; Metazoa; Chordata; Actinopteri; Cypriniformes; Cobitidae.